AUGGACGCUGCCGCACCCCCCCAUCAAGACCCCUCGGGUCCCCCGUCCCUGCUGGCCUCUUCUGGCUCAGCUUCUGCUUCUGCUUCUGCUUCUGCCUCGGCGACGGCCCAGCAGACGUCCUCCUCGCCUGGGCCUGCCUUCCGCACCGGCAAGCACAAGUCCUGCGACGCCUGCAAGGCCCGCAAGGUCAAGUGUCCCAUAUCCGCCCAUCUGCAGCUUGGCAGGCCAUGUACGAGUGCCACUACCGGUGGGGUCCUCCACGAUGCAACGCUUGACGGGGUGGUCUCGGACGCUGUGCACACGCCGGAGGCUUCGCCGCUGCGCUAUGUCAAUGCUCUUCAGCCGGCGAAGCCGGGCGAUGCGCGCUCAGAGGCAUCAGGAGCUCAGACGCCGACUGCCUCACAACCGGAUGCUUACAGCCACGAUGGCAUCACCUGUGCAGAUGCCGAUACCAUCCCGAUGCUGUACAUUGAUCACAUGCUCGCGCGGGCGCAGCACCAGACGCUCGGCAAGGAGUACACGCCUCUGACAAAGGGGAACGGCAUCUUUGGCAAGUCCUUUCUCUACCACACGCGUGGCAGCUACAGUCUCACCUUCUUCUCCGAGGGCCGUCUGCUCUCGCUCUCGUCGCGGCUGCAGAACAACAAGGUCAGCGAGCUGGUGCACCGCAUCAAUGGGGUCAUCGUCAGCCGUCUGCGUCGCACCGAGCCGACGGCCCAGGAACCGCUGAUGAUGCCCAUCACGCCCUUGGCCACGGACGGCACGACCGACGUCGACAGCGCGGCCGCCCUGCCCAUCGUCGACCCACCGUUUGCGGCCGCCUGCAUCCGCAGCUACUUUGACAACGUGCACAGUCACUACCCCUUUCUCGAUCAGGCCUCGUUUGAGCGUCGCGCCGCCGAUGCCGACCUGGCCCGCAGCCUCGCCAACAGCCGGGCCUGGUCCUCGCUCUACCACGCCGUCUUGGCCAUCGGUUGCCACUAUACCGACGGCGGUGGUGGCAACGGCAGCUUUGAGCCCGGCAAGGGCACGGCCUGGCGGCUCUUCAGCGUCGCCCUCGGUCACUUCUCCGAGCUGCUCAUCCUGCCCGACUCGCUCAUCACCCUGCAGGCCCUGACGGCCAUGGCUAUCUACGGGCUCGACGUGGCCUGUCUCUCGAUCGAGCGCGUCCUGCUGUCCGAGGCCGCUCGUCGGGCUCAGAGUCUCGCGGCCGCCAGCAGCAGCAGCAGCGGCGGCGGCGGCGGUGUCGGUGCCAACAGCGGCAGUGCCGGCGGGCUCAUCAACCCGGCUUCGUCUGCCACCUUCCAGCGCACAUUUUGGGUCCUGUACGGCAUCGAGAAGGUCAUGAGCUUCCACUUUGGCCGCAGCUCGUCGUUUGUCGACAGCGACAUCUCGUGUCCGCUACCAACCAUCCCGGCCGUCCGGCUGGACGAAGAAGACGAUGGCGACGGACCCGACAACGAGACACACCAGCCGACACCGCCGCAGCAGACGGCCCCGCAUCGGAAGCCGCAGUACCUCGACUGGUUCCUCAUCUGGAUCCGCCAUGCCCGUCUGCUCUCGCGCACGUACACGUCGCUCUUCUCGGUCGGCACGUCGUGCAACUCGGCGGCCAGCAGCCUGGCCACCAUCGACCAGCUGGCUGCCGAGGUCGAGGAAUGGCGCCAGUCGAUCCCGGACGUCCGCUCGCUGCGACCACAACCCGGACCUGGCACCAGCCAUACGGCCCACCAUCGGCGCCAGCGUCACCGGGCCACAGCCACCAGCAGCCGCGGCUCGCGCGACUUUGAGCAGGGCACCACGCUCGCCCUCAGCUUUCUGUACCACAGCUAUGCCCUCAUCCUGGCGCGUGCCCGUCUGCACCACCAGGCCCGGCUGACCGGUCCCCAGGCCAUGGCACCGGCCCAGCUGCUGCAGCAGCAGGCGGCCAGCGAGCAGGUCAUCACGACGUCGUGCCGCGCCAUCCUGGAGCAGACGCCCUUUAUCGAGAUCGAGCCGUACACGCCGCUCUGGAUCCUGGCCGUCGCCCCGCUGUCGUCGCUGCUGGUGCUCUUCGACUUUGUCAUCCACCAUCCGGCCGGGCCCGACGCCGCCUCCCAUCUGGUCCUGCUCGACAUGGGCUCCGGCUACUUUAGCCGCAUCGAGUACACCAGCGGCGGCACUUUGCCCGGCUCGCUCGUGUCCGAGUUUGUCCACAUCGCGCGCGAUUAUGUCAACGGCCGUCAGCACUACGGCAGCGGCCACGGCGACGGCCCCGGCUCCUCGCAGCAGCCCCUGCCCAUACUACAGCCGCCGCUGCCGUCUCUGGUCAGCCCGACGAUGCCCGACGCUGCCGAGACGGCCCAAGCUCAGUCGAUGGGCCUCGUCGACACGUCGGCUCUCGCGGCUGUCGACUGGUCAGCCGUCACCGCUGCUGCCUCGUCUGUCCCUCCGUCUAGCGCCGGCACGCUCGUCGCGCCAGGUGGCGUGUCUGGCUACAGCGACAGCUUCGGCUACGGCUACAUGGGCUCCGGCAACGGCGCUGGCGACUUCUCAGGCACCGACGUCAUGGGCCUCUUCAGCUACCUCUUGCCCGAGAUGGACUCGAUGCUCUAUCAGGGGAUGGCUGACCAGGGAUUUGAGUAG
Grosmannia clavigera kw1407 is the source of this 2625-nucleotide messenger RNA. Its product is annotated as fungal specific transcription factor domain containing protein. Gene Ontology annotation, biological process: regulation of DNA-templated transcription; DNA-templated transcription. The record is from RefSeq and is a predicted model, not a curated record. Gene Ontology annotation, molecular function: DNA-binding transcription factor activity, RNA polymerase II-specific; DNA binding; zinc ion binding. The transcript has 4 exons. NCBI's taxonomy places the organism in Eukaryota, Fungi, Ascomycota, Sordariomycetes, Ophiostomatales, Ophiostomataceae. Bases 1 to 2625 code for a protein of 874 amino acids.